AUGGCAAGCUCUAGCGGUGCAUCUACGAGUUCUAGCCAUAUUGAUAUUACUAAUCCGAAAUACAAACUUCCGUUUGCUCAUGGUAAGUGUAUUUGUGUAUUAUUUUGUUGUUUGUUUUUCUUAUUUUUGGGGUUUUUUGUCAUUAUGACUAUCUCGUCACACCAUCAUCCAAUUCUUCCUGCUAGCUAUUUUUAAUUGUUAGCCUGAUUCUUCAUCAAACUAAUGUUCUGUAAAGUGUUGACUUGCGCUGACUGUGAACUCAUGUUUAGUGGCAAAUUUAACCAUUGGUUAUAGUGCUGAACGGACAUAGUAAGAGCGGACCUUUCAAGAUUUCAAUCUGCACUACAUCUCACACAACAGUAUUUGAGUUGGGUAACUCAAAUACUGUUUUACAUUUAUAAGUUAUUUUUUUUUAGGGUGGAAACGAGAAGUAGUCUACAGGACUCCAAAGUCAGAUGAUUCUACUACUACAAGCAAUAAAACAAACAGAAAAGCUGAUGUGUACUAUUAUUCACCAGGAAACCUAAAGUUCCGAUCAUUAGUAGACUUUCAGAAAGACAGUGAAGCUUUAAACUUUCCCUUAACAAUAGACAAUUUUUCAUUUAAAAAAGAACCAACUGGAAUUGAUGAUCCGUCAAAAGAAAUAAUUAGAGAUGCGAAAUUUCAUCCAACUAAGGUAAGAUAUGUUUUUGAACAUUUUCUUGAAUGUUAUUUAAUAUUGGUUUCUAUAUAUUAUAUUGUGUUUUUAGGAUGGCAAUGUUUUUGAAUCAUAUGUAUCCAAGAUGCUACGAGAUCGCUCUGUGAAUGUUUCGUCAACAGCUUCUCAACCAAAACGUCGAAAACUGAACAAUAUGGACUUGGAUAAUUUUAAAAAUGUUAAAAAACGGUAGCAUAUAAAUUUUAUUUAAUAUUUUUUUAGCUUAAACAGUCUUUUGUUUAUUAGUUUCUAAAUUGGCCUUAUAAAUUUGUUGCUAAAUUAAGGGGUUUUUAUCCUUACAUUUCCUUCAUAAUCUUUCCUCAAUUAAACCAUAUUCGUGAAUGGAGAAAACUGGGUUAUCAACAUUAGAUGGGAAAGUUUUAAUGAAGGCUCCAUGAGAAAUUGUCUGUACAAAAAAGAAAUAGACAUGUGUAGUUAUCAUAUACUGUAGUUGUUGGUGUUUCGGAACCAGAAAAAUUACGUGUCUAACCAAUUUUUAUAGGACAAGUACAUCAAACAUCAGAUUCUUCUAAUUUAUUUAUUGAUAAAACAUACAUUUUUAAAAGUUAAGAACAAUACAUUUAGAUCGAUAAACAUAUUGAUGAUGAUGAUUCUUUUAUAAACACAAAUAUAUGCCAAGGGAAUGUCUGUAAAAUAUUUAUGUUACCUGGCAGUUUUCAUGAACAAUAUGUGUAUGAAAUGAGACACGAGGGCAAAUCUACAUCAUUUCAAUGCGCAUCAAAUGACACGGUCGUUUUGACGCGAGACAAUUGAGCGCAUAGCACAUUUUGAUGCAAUUACAUUUCAAAGCAUUUUUUUUUUGUUUUAUUAUUGUUAUUAAUUUAUUUUUCAAAAUAAAUGUUCAUAUGCAAAAUAUUUUAGUAUUCUCUAAUAAUUGUGUAUAGAUAUUAUAUUAUUAGAAUACAUACCAUUUCAACAUUGGAAAAUUGAUCAUGCUUAUCUUUAUAACUGUUUGGACCGAUAAAAGUAAUUGAUAAUAAAUACGCAUUCAAUAAUGUGUUCAGUAUUUGCUGAGACUACGACGAAUUUCUAUUAAAAUGCCUAUAGAAUUUAUAAAAAGUCAGCGAGGGAUAGAUUUAUUAGGUUUUAAUGGAUUUGCGUACAAAAAAGAUAGACAGAAUGAAAAUAUUUUUAAUAUUAACAGGGAUAAAUUUUUCAUUUUUAAGUAUAUUUUCUUUAUGUUUAGUAAUAUUUUAUUUUAUUUUUAUUUAAUGUACACAUUCAUUUUGAAAAAUAAAUUAAUAAUAAUAAUUUAAAAAAAUUUACCAUAUGUCCAAUUGUCUCGUGUCAAAAUGACCACAAAAUGAUGUGAAUCCCAUAAGGGACUAGUUUGAUGAUUUGUAUUGUUUAAUACCUGAAAAUUUAGAUGAGUAAAUAAUUAUUUAAUUUUUCCUUCAUUUUGGAGUAAUUCAAUAUUGACCAGGCACAAAGUAGCAGUGGUAAUUAGUUUUAUUUUUAUGGAGAGUAAGUUAACAGAGAUUACUUUAAUUCAAUAAUUGAUUGUGUUUGUUUUCAGAUUUGAGCAGAAAACCUACAUGGUGUAGGUUCUACCAUGAUUUUCUUUUAACCCUUAUUUUUAUUAACUUAUUUUCACUCAAGUUCUAUGACCUUUUUUGUUUGCAUGUUAAAAUGUAGUAUACUAUAUAUGUAUGUGUCUGGUCAAGAACAUACAAACGAAAAAAUAAGCUUUUUCGAUUUAAAACCAGGAAAUAAUUAUGAACUCAAUUAUUUGUAUUAAAUUAUUACAGAUCAUCAGAAAUCAAUGAAAAUAUUAACAAGUCAUUGGAGUUUGUUUUCCCGUAUUUAGGAAUGAAAGAUCGUUUAACUGUAACCCAAGUGUGUUUUUCUUGGAGACGUAUUGCGAAGGAUAAAUGUUUAGUAAGAACAAUUUAGUAUUUUUUAUAUUGAUUCAUAGUGCACAAAUUUGAAUAUCCUAAAACAAAUUAAUUUAAGACUCAAAAACUAUAGACAAAUUUAUUAAAACUGUGCUAUUACAACAACAAUAAAAUAAAAGAUAAUACCUAAAACAAUGACAUAUUAUAUAGUAUUUUUUUAAAUUUAAAAUAGCUUCUCGUCAACUAAGGUUAAGAGAAAUCUAAGCCAUAUUAUAUUGAUGUUAUUUGUAUAAACUAAUUUUUUUUUAUAUAUGAUAUAGCUUAUAAUAUAAAUUAGUUUUUUUAAUAUUUCUUAAAAAAUCAAUUGGUAAAAACUGUAAUAAAUUCUUUUUUGUAGUAAGAUAAGUUGUGUAUUUGAUCACUUCAACAGUUAAUAUAUAAUACAAUUUACAAAUGUAUUUAAAUUUAGGCCUUAGAUUUCAAAUAAUUUUCUUAUAAUUUAAUCAUUGACUUAUUAUUUUAGUUUCAAAUGGUUAUUUUUUUUUAGUGGAAACAUGUUUGUUUGAAAAAUGUGAAGAUUAGUGACUGGAAGAAACUGAUAGACUUUAUAAACAAUAAUGAAUGCAUUUCAUUAGACACUCGUGGCUUGUUAAUGCCUUCAACAAAGCCUAAGAAAAUUCAUGAUUUUUAUAUUUUUUGGUUAAAUUUUUCUAAAGCCAUAAUCAAAGCAACUAAAUUAGAUAUUCUUUACCUAUAUGGAUGUCCAGUCAACAUUGUGCAGGAUGUUAUGUGUUCAUUACAAAAACUUACAAAUUUGAAUGUCUCUUCACUACAGUAAUAUUAAAAUAUGAACUUUUUAUAAUUUACAGUAUACAUAACCAAUGAUUUUAUUUUACUAUUUCUCAGAUUUCCACCCAAAUUUGGUAGACCUGGUACACCGAAAAUUUUAAAUGAGCUGAAUUCUUUUAACUUGGACUGUAUUAGCAACAUGCAAAAUCUAACAGAAUUACGAAUACAUAAUCUAAGAAGAGUUAAACUAUUAUCAACGCCAAACCUAAAAGUUUCGAGAUUGACCAAACUAAAAACUUUGGUGAGUUAUUAGAGUUGUAAUUAAAGAAUAACUCAAAUUAUAAUUUUAUUUGUAGAUGGAAAAGUUUAUAAUUGUAUAUUGUAUAUUGGAUUGUUUUUUUUAAUUCUAUAAACCACUAAUUGUUUUCAAUUAAAUUAAUUAUCCUUUAAAAAUAUACAAAUUUACAGUAUUUAUGUAUAACUAAUUAUACUUGUAUACCAUUUAUUUAUUUAAAUGUAUGGUUAUAAUAUUUAUUAUGGUUUUAUUCCUUUUUAUAUUUUUAAUUUAACUGUAUUUUUUUUUUUAGUCAUUAACAUCAAUAACAUUCAUUAAAGCAGUCCCUGAUAAUUUCAUCGCACUUUUGGAAUCAAUAUCAAUUGAUCUGGAAGUUUUAGAAAUAGGAGAAUGUAAAUGCUUACCUAAUAAUUUUCAUGAGUUUUUGGAAAAAUUAACUAAUUUAAGAAGCUUAAGAUUAGAGAAUUGUUUUGAUAGAUGGGAGGCAUGCACGAAACAAUAUUUUGAUGCCAUAAGAUCUCUUAAGAAAUUGGAAAAUUUGGAACUAAUUAACAUUAUAAUGAAUAAAGAAGUGGAAUCCCAAUUAAAAAGAUGCAGUCACAUAAAAGCUUUAAUGAUAGCUCCUAUCGAUCCCUACCGAAUAGUAAGUAUUAUACUAUUAUAAUUUUUAACACAAUCAUGCUUAUGAAUCUAACUAUAAUGAUAUAUUCAUUUAGAUACCACAUAGCAAUCGUAUCAUGUUCAAUUGCCUAGAAGCACUCUCCAAAACAUUAACACAUGUAGUUUGGGGAAUAAGAGAAUACAUGCUUGCCAAAGUUGAUUAUUUGAUUGAAAAUAAUAUACAAAAAAAAAUGUUUUAUCCUGGCUACUAUUUGGGUAUGUCAAAAACAAGAAAAGUUCGUGACAAUAUCAUAAUGAUAAGGUCAAAAAAAUUACAACCAGGAAUACAAGAAGCCCCUCCAAAUAAUCCCUACGAAUCAGAGGAAGUUGACAUAUUUUCAGUAUCAUUCAUAGAAUACUGGUUGAAUUUAAUGAUGGUUAACGCCAAGACUAAAGUCAUUAAGAUACCCGAUACAGGAAAAUAUAAGCCGCGUUUAUCAGAACUGUUUGGAGAUCUUAAAUAA
This is a messenger RNA of Cinara cedri, 4761 nucleotides long. The record is from the annotation of a GenBank genome assembly. NCBI's taxonomy places the organism in Eukaryota, Metazoa, Arthropoda, Insecta, Hemiptera, Aphididae.